AUGUUGCGUAAGCGCAACUUCAAGGGGGGUGAUGUAAAGGGCCACCCCAGUUACAUAACCCUCGAGCUCACGAAGUGCACAAAGGUUGAGGACGAAAUACUGGGGGCGAUCGCUGCUAGCAUCACGCAGAGAGCAACGAUCGACGACGAUCUCGCCGACAUCGCUUCCCGUAAGGAACCUAAACGCCAAAACCAAGCGCCCAUACCCACCGUAGAUCGUGAAGCAGAGUUAUGGGUGGUCAGUUUUGACGGAUCCGCUCAAGUUAAGCGUGGUGGGAGCGCAUUCAGCGCGAUUGUGGGGAGUCUCCCCGGAUCGGAGGUGGUCAAAGCAAGAUACGUCUUCCUUCACUUGAACUGCAAUAAUGGUAUCUCGGACUAUCUCGAGAGCCUCACGAUGAAUGAGGCAGAAUAUAACGGCCUGAUACUGGGACUCGACAUGCUAGAGAAGCUAGAUCGCAAGCGUCUAGUACGAGGCGAGAUCGACUGCAAAGCACCCGAAUUGACGUUAUUGAAGCAGAAGGCCCUCGAUCGCCCGAGGAAAGAGAGUGAUCAUGAACUGAACGGGAGUGCCGACAGUCUAGCAAGUGCCGCUUUGCAACGACAAGGCCGGACAGAGGUCCAAGGAGGGCUCGGAUACCAAGACCUGGUCACAUUGAACAGGUUGGACGAAAUCCUGAUUUCCAAGACCGAGGACCCAGUAGUACGAGUUGCAGUGGUUACCACCCGAGCUUCCAGAGUGAGAUCACCCGCGGGGGUUAUGCAAGAGAACCUGAUCCGGGAGAUGCGGGUCGAUCGGAUCAAGCGGGCUCAGGAGGAGGAGGUCUGGAUCGCAGGUAUGAAGAAGUAUCUGAGUGGCGCGAUCGCAGACCUUUCGCAAACUGAAGCAAGAUUGUAUGGCGAGAUCACCGCCGACUAUGAGGUAGACAAGCAGGAUCUACUCUUCUACUGCCCUCCCGCGCUGAGAUCGGAGGAUGAUCGCGAUCACACUGUCACACUACAUUGGAAGGAGGAUAUCAGGGCGUGGGGCGUACCACCGGCGGAUCAGGGAUAUGUGGGGGAAUGUGUGGAUAUCAAAACAGAAAAAGGAAAGCCGGAGAUCCGGGGCAAAUCACCAGGGAACUUGCAGGCGACGUACCCGUUCCGGAUUAUUGCGAUGAAUCACAUACCGUCGCUACGCAGAUCCCACAAGGGAAACACGGAGUUAUUGAUCUGGGACGAUCUGUUCACAGGAUAUGUGAUCGCAAAAUCCAGCUCGUCCCAAUCGACCCAGACCGUGGCGGAACCGUACGAAGAGUACGUAUUUCGGCGAUUUGGUGCCAAUGAGAUGAUCCGGCAUGUUCGGGAACCCGGCUUCAUGUACGAUUUCUUCCGGGCGUUAAAUAAGAUCCUGGGACAGCGUGCUACGAUGGCAUAUCGGCCCCAAGCCAAUGGGAAUGGUGAGAGAAUGGUGGAGACGGCGACUAGGGCGCUCAAAAUGUACGUUCGCGAUCUCGAUCAGAAGGAUUGGGAUGAGUAUGCUGAGCGACUCACCUUCGCGAUCAACAAGGCUCACGACCGGAUCCGAGGAGAUACUCUCACUAUUUGGAGCACGGAUGGGAUCCGAGACCGACUUUGGAGGCUACCCUGCCAGUCGAAUGCACUAUCCGGCAAAAUCGGGACGUACGGCCGUGGCUCCCGGGCGCAAGUCAACGCCAGAUUGAAGGAAGCGAUUGCGGAUCGGUCCAACCUACACAACGAAAACGCCGGAUCGCACCAGAUCGAGGCCGGAUCUCGCGUCUGGUUGUACCUAGACCGGAUGAAGGAAGGAUACGCGCGGAAAUUAGCUCAUCUGUGGCACGGGACAUUCCAAGUUGCUGAUAAUGUCAACGAUUUCAGUGUCCAGCUUGAGGUCACGGGUACCGGGUAUCAGAUCUUCCCAGAAGCCCACGUGUCGAAGCUGAAGCUGAUCAAGGACUUCCCAGAUCGGCCACGAGUAGAACUCACGGUGGAUGAAACAGAUCGUCUCGAUUACGAUGAGAUCCUGCUUCCGGAGGACAGCUGGGUCCCCAGUCUCGGGUCCGAUGAAUACGAAGUCGAGCGGAUCUCGGAUGCGCGGAGUGGGAAGAGAACGCGAUUUGGUCGGAUCUACCGAGAAUUCCUGGUGCAUUGGGUGGGAUACGACGAGCCGACCUGGGUCGACGAAGCUGAUGUCAACUGCGGGGCGAUACUAAACACUUUCCUACGAGAACGAGCGAAUCGGAACCUCUUCAAUGUGAUGCAAUCACAUGAGGAGAUGUAA
Molecule: messenger RNA, 2277 nt
Organism: Phytophthora megakarya
Lineage: Eukaryota; Oomycota; Peronosporomycetes; Peronosporales; Peronosporaceae
Source: the annotation of a GenBank genome assembly